This is a messenger RNA of Girardinichthys multiradiatus, 2922 nucleotides long. It is a transcript of the gene sox8a, whose product is annotated as SRY-box transcription factor 8a. Bases 614 to 2020 code for a protein of 468 amino acids. Lineage: Eukaryota; Metazoa; Chordata; Actinopteri; Cyprinodontiformes; Goodeidae. Gene Ontology annotation, biological process: neural crest cell development; morphogenesis of an epithelium; negative regulation of transcription by RNA polymerase II. The transcript is spliced from 3 exons. The record is from RefSeq and is a predicted model, not a curated record. Gene Ontology annotation, molecular function: DNA-binding transcription factor activity, RNA polymerase II-specific; RNA polymerase II cis-regulatory region sequence-specific DNA binding. Gene Ontology annotation, cellular component: nucleus.
AUUAUAUAGCUCAUAUACUGUCUAUGUAUUUGUUUUCAGCUUGAAUUUAUUGAUGACAUUUAAAUGCGUCUUUUUUUUUUUAUUGCUAGGGGCACUUUAGGGCCUCCAAAGAGUAGUCAUACACCUCUAUAUUUACAGGCUAUGAUAAUCAUAAAUGUCCAAAAGUAAAUAUUGUAAAGUUAGACUAAAUCUCUAGUAGAGAGAAAAGUGAAAGAAAUAUAAAUAUUUGUCCGAACGGUUUUCAAACCUAUAACGCGAUUUAAAUAAGAUAAAACACAGAAACUAAGAAUUCCUUGGUAAACAUUGAAUUUUCCAAUUCAUCUGCCUCCUUUUUAUUUUGUGCAGGAAGGACGUCCCCGACGUUUUAUGCAGGCCAAUAGCCAACGAGGGGUGGAGAGAUCGCGGCGUUUUAAAGAGUUUACGUUUUGAUGAGCUUGUCAAAGUUGUCAGGCAUUGGGGAAGAAUGUGAAAGGCAAUGGAAUCUCCGCACCAGAUUAUUUCAGUGACGGAACUUAAUUCGUUUUCCUGGAGGUCCAGUCAGCUCUGCGCGCCUUUACGCACUUGGAGAGCUCUUCGGGAACUUUGGUGACGCUACAAUAAGUCCAAUAAAACUAUGGCCGAGGAGAACAACUCGCUGACUGGGGAUCCAUGCAGUCCACAGAGCUGCGACAGCUCCGCGCCUCGGCAUGAACUAGACCAAGAACCUGUGAACUCUCCUGCUGGAUCUGAUGCGCUGGUAGCGGCCCGUUCGCUCUCUAUGACGCGCGGAGCGGAGAGCUAUCCGGAGGACGAGCGGUUCCCCGCCUGCAUCAGGGACGCGGUGUCGCAGGUGCUGAAAGGUUACGAUUGGUCGCUGGUGCCCAUGCCGAGUCAGGGGGAGAGGGGGUUAAAGAGCAAACCUCACGUAAAGAGGCCGAUGAACGCCUUCAUGGUAUGGGCGCAGGCGGCGCGGAGGAAGCUGGCCGACCAGUAUCCUCAUCUGCACAAUGCUGAACUGAGCAAAACGCUGGGCAAGCUGUGGCGGCUUCUCUCCCAAACAGAAAGGCGGCCAUUUGUUGAGGAGGCUGAAAGGCUGAGACUGCAACACAAGAGAGACUAUCCGAACUACAAGUACCAGCCUCGGAGACGCAAAAGUACUAAACCGGGCCAAGGGGAACCAAGACCUGGACUGGUCCAACAGCAGCAGCAGCAGGGCUUUUAUAAGACGGAAGCUGGGUUGGCCCGGCUGGGUGGCGUUGGAGGGGCGCCCAAACAUUACCAUCCAGACAGGCCAGGUGGACACCCUCAUGGUCCCCCAACACCUCCAACCACACCUAAAACUGAGCUGUACAUGGAGAACAAGCACAAGGGCCAACAACCUGUUGACAGCAGCUCUGCUGUUCAUUCCCACCGCAACAUCGACUUCAGCAAUUUGGACAUUUCAGAGCUCAGCACAGAUGUCAUCGGUACCAUGGAAGGCUUUGAUGUGCACGAGCUGGACCAGUACCUGCCUCCGAACAGCCACAAUACAACCCUUCUAACCCAGAUGGAAACCAGCAGCCCAUCUGGAUCAUACGUCCCCCAAAGCACCCAAACUCACUCUGACGGCAUAAUCAACUUCUCACUCAAAACAUCUGAUGGGAUUUCAACAGAGGUGCCACAGGAGGACAGCAGCCAAAAACCUCAGAUUAAAACAGAGCAGAUGAGCCCGGGCCAUUACAGCUCUUCGCCCUCCUCUUCUACUCCUCCACCACCCUCACACCAACCUCAGCACACCUCUCUUAACUCAAGCGUUUGCUCUUCCUCCCCCCCCUCCACCACAUCUUCUCCUAAUCCAUCAGACUAUACUGACCUUCAGAACGCCAGCUUCUACAGCUCGUUUUCAGGUUACUCUGCUAGCCUGUACCAGUAUCCAUACUUUCACUCCUCCCACAGGUCGUAUGCCACGCCACUAAUCAACAGCCUGGCCUUGGCGCCACCUCCACACAGUCCUCCCUCUGUCUGGGAGCAGCCUGUCUAUGCAACACUCUCCAGGCCUUGACAGGACUGAAGUCUGGUCACAGCCUCAAUUGCAGCACUCUGACAUUUAUCGAAAUUUUUACCAGGUUCUUUGAAAAAUAUCACUGGCUAAUCACUAAGUGUUUGUUGUCAUGCAAAAGAAAUCUUAAGACAAGGUCCUAGGAAUGUGUUUUAAAUUGGACCUCUUGAGAGGGCAAAUCAGUGAAAUUCUCCGAACUGUUCUGUACUCCACCUUAAAGAAAUACUGGCUGAGUGAAAAACUUUCCAUAUGUUAAAGACAUUAUGAUUUAUGAUGAAGAAUAAAUGAUUUGUGUAAAUCCUAUUUUCAACUAAUGUAAUGGUCUCUCUUAAUUUCAGCAGCUGAUCUCCAGAUGUUGAGACUAUCCCUCUUCCUCUAGCUCUUAGUGGAAACAGAGCAGUGAUAAUUGGUCAGAAUAUGGGCAGUCAAGACAGGUUUGAUUCUAUGGUAUAAACUGGAUGCACUUCAUUCUAUUAAAUUCAUAUGCUAGUUAUCUUGAGUUAUGACCUCUUAUGGGAUUUUCAGUUUGUGAUGAUGCUUUAUAUGUGGUACAGAUGGGUGCUGGUCAUUUUGUUCAUUUCUAGUUUUAGCUACUUUUUACUCGACUUCUUAGGGAAUGAAGGCAUCUUCAUUUCCUGCCACUGGACAAUAACUCGACUGUUUGCCAGGAUUGUUUCAUACCUGCUUUGUCAACUGGGAAUGGAAAUGUGGUGAUGUUACUCUAAUACAUACUAUCUCCCUGAAGGAGGUAGCUAAUAGUUAUAUAGUUUUAUCGGCUGUUGUAUUCUGUCAUAUUUUAGAAGAGCCAACUGGUUCAAAUAAGGUUUAAAACCACAAUAUGUGGAAAUAAGUGGUUUUCAGUAGUUUACAGUGUACAAUUAAAUUAAAUGUAAGAUUUAAGCUUU